Messenger RNA from Pteronotus mesoamericanus, 4147 nucleotides. RefSeq names its product lin-7 homolog C, crumbs cell polarity complex component (gene LIN7C). Bases 27 to 620 code for a protein of 197 amino acids. Gene Ontology annotation, molecular function: L27 domain binding. Gene Ontology annotation, cellular component: MPP7-DLG1-LIN7 complex; synapse; cell-cell junction. Gene Ontology annotation, biological process: maintenance of epithelial cell apical/basal polarity; protein localization to basolateral plasma membrane; neurotransmitter secretion. Lineage: Eukaryota; Metazoa; Chordata; Mammalia; Chiroptera; Mormoopidae. The transcript has 5 exons. The record is from RefSeq and is a predicted model, not a curated record.
UGUGGGUCUGCAGGCAAAGGGAGAAGAUGGCGGCGCUGGGCGAACCUGUGCGGCUGGAGAGGGAUAUAUGUAGAGCAAUUGAAUUGUUGGAAAAACUACAAAGGAGUGGAGAGGUACCACCACAGAAACUUCAGGCUUUACAAAGAGUCCUUCAAAGUGAAUUCUGCAAUGCUGUAAGAGAGGUAUAUGAACAUGUCUAUGAGACGGUGGACAUCAGCAGCAGCCCUGAAGUGAGAGCUAAUGCAACUGCAAAGGCUACUGUUGCUGCAUUUGCUGCCAGCGAAGGACAUUCUCAUCCUCGAGUUGUUGAACUACCAAAAACAGAAGAAGGCCUUGGAUUCAAUAUUAUGGGUGGCAAAGAACAAAACUCUCCCAUCUAUAUAUCUCGAAUAAUUCCAGGAGGAAUUGCUGAUAGACAUGGGGGCCUCAAGCGGGGAGAUCAGCUUCUUUCUGUGAAUGGAGUGAGUGUUGAAGGAGAGCAUCAUGAAAAAGCCGUAGAACUGCUAAAAGCCGCUCAAGGAAAGGUUAAAUUAGUAGUACGAUACACACCCAAAGUUUUAGAAGAAAUGGAGUCCCGUUUUGAAAAAAUGAGAUCGGCCAAACGCAGGCAACAGACCUAAUGCAGUUCAGAACUAUAUUCCAUUUGCUUUUAGCUAGAGAAGUUUUACUUGUGACCUACUGAUGGCCGCAAAGCCAAUGAUUGUAAAAACACAAAAACAAAAAAAUACCAGAAACUUCCCAUGAAAUGCUCCUUGCCAUUUUAUAAAUGCCUGUUUUAAAAUCAUUUGUGGUUCCAGAGAUGCAUAUACUUUUUUCUGACAAGAAAAAGUAAAAGGUGAUGAGGACAAUUCUGUCCUGCUCUUUUUACAGGUCUUUUUUCAAAUGCAGAUUUUGUCAUAAAGUUGUUAUAGAUUUUUAAAAAUGCUUUUUAAAUAUUGAAAUGUAUUUUACAUUCUUAAUCUUUUUUUUAGGAAAAAAGUUUUCUUCAUUUGUCUGCUGAUUUAAAAAUAACAGUUCUCCAGUUCUUUUUUGCUUACACUACUUUUUUUUUAACCUGUAAAAUUUCUUUAGUUUUCCAGGAAAUUAAAUGUAACAGUUUCAGCUACAACAGUUUAUUACACUGUCAGUGUUAACAUCACUGCUGCAUUUUGUACUUUGAACACACACAUAAUAUGUACAGUCAUUGAUAAAUCAACUCAGUACAGUGGAACUUUUUUACUUUUAUUUAAACAUAAUGUAAAAUGAAUACUCAUUUAUACUGAUUUAUAAAAGUAAAUUUUUAAACACUAAAACAACCAUUGCGAAAAUACGUAUUUCAUAAUUGAGCAGCAAGGCAAGGGGAUGCGAUUUGUUUUUUAUUAUUAAUUAGAUCUCUAUCCAACAGUAUGUCAAAUUACAAAUGGAAAAACAGGUUUAGGUUCAUUUUUUGCAAAUUUGUUUAAUGCCCUUAUUUCUGUUGAAAUUUGUUUCUUAUGUUUUGGUCCUUCCAUUCCUAGAGAUGAGCCAGUUAGUUUGUGAUGGGAAAUAGCAGAAGCAAAGAAGGAAAAGUAAUACUUUAAUCUCACUAGUCUCUAGGUCAGUUUAAAGACUUGAUUUUCAAUAGGAUGAUUAUAGAAGGAUAUCUUUAAGAUAUACAGAAAUUAUGAGGUGAUGUAUCCAUAAGAAUCUGCAGACUUUUUGUCAGAAUGAGUAGGAAUUUAUUCAUAUUAAAAUGGUUGGAUUUAGAAAUGGUGAUCUGUGUUUAUGAUUCAAAUAUAAUGAUGGGAGUUCUGAGAGAUACUCUCAGUUGUCCACUGGAUGUCACUGUUUUACUGAAGGGCAGCUAUUAGUCUAAGACUGUGACUGAGCUCUUCUCGAAAGCUGAGAUGAGUUGAGGUUCAUUUUCAGUCACAACCUACAGGAGCAUAUGUGUGAUUUUUUUAAGUGACAUGCUAAAAAGAUAAUCGUUUGAAAUAUAUAAGGACUUCAGACCUUGUUUAAAAAGUGGGCAUUUUGUAACAUUCCUUCAGGAAGACUGGAAAUGUAUACCUUUCUCUGCAUGUUUGUGAGCACUGUGAGUCUUAAAAAGAUUAUUCCAGUUUUCAGUGAUUUUUAAGAAUAAAAGCCAAUCAGCAUUGUUAUUUAUCAUUUAGGUAUUGAACACUGGAUUGCAUGGUUGAAUGUGUCUUUAGUCCACUACAAAAUGUGCUUGUUAUUGAUAGGAGUGUUGUUAAAUUGUAUAUUUUCAAAUUAAUUGAUGUUUUUAAAAUGUUGAGACCAAAGUAGUGUAGGAGAAUUAUGGACUUAAUUUAAUUGUAAAGUUAUUACAGGUAUUUGUUGUAGAGCUUUAUAUAUUAAAGAGAGGUAUUGGUGCAUAUAAAAACAGUAAUAUUAUUAUGCUCGUAUUCUUGCAUUGUACAGGGUAAAUAAACCCUAAAGAAAUCUUAUUUUAGUAUAGCUACAGCUGCAGUAGCUUUUAAGGGCGUGUCAACAUUUCAUUAUAAAUUGUAGCUUCUUGGUUCAGUAUCUCAGCUGUUUCAGAACUUCCAGCCAAGUUAAAUCUUUUUUGGUGUUGAAACUUAAUAAGUUGAGUAAGCUAUUUUUUGGUUCCAUAGUAAUCCACAAUCUGUUCUUUGUGUGGGUUGGCACUUAUUUAUAAUUCUUAAAGAUAGCUUAAAGGAGCCAAAUACAGUAGUUUUUGCUCGCUACUGUUGAGCAUGAAUAGCAGUAGUUCGUUUUCAUUAAAGCAGUUCCCACAGUGUAUUCCUGAAUUUUAAAUCCUGACCAUAGGAAAAAAAAAUCAAUAAUUCAGUGGCAAAGAUAUACAGUAGUGGUUUGGUAUUGUGAGGAAAUGAAGGAAUUUUUCAUUUUAUAAAUGUAUGAUUCAUGAAUAUAAUUAGUCACAUAGUAAAUAUAUAAUAGGUGUUUGAUUUGUAAAUUAUAAAUAUAAUUAUCCCUUCUCCCCAAUUUCCGUUUAUUUUUUGGUAUUUCAAAAUGGGUUAACUCAGUGAUUCUAAACCCUUGCUGCAUGCUAAAACACCCUGCAGAGCCUUUGAAAAGAUUGGUAUGGUACCUAAGUCCCAUCUCACAGCAACUAAAUCAGAAUCUCUGAGGGUGGGGUCAGACACUUGUACAAUUUUUAAAACUUUCCAGGUGGUUCUGAAGGACACGUAGGGUUGAGAACCACUAAUUUUCCCCUUUAUAAAAUGUUCUAAUUACACUGGACUUUGUUUGGAAAUAUCAGAAUAGGAUAAUUUACAGCUACUAUUAAGUAGCAGCAAAUAUGAUGAUUGGUUAUAUUUCUUAAUUUUUUAGGAAUGAAAGGUACUUGGCAUUCUUUAUUUGGGAAAUAAUUAUAAUCUGCCUUUUUUAAAACCUGGUAGUAGUUUAAACAAACUUUUAAUAUUUGUCAUCUUUCUACUCCCUUUGCCUUUUUAAAAUUUACAAAAGAUAAAUGUCAUUUGAGAAAGCAUGUUUAAAAAUUGCAAAUGAGAAAUAAUGUCAUUGAUAAUUAUGUGCUGUCUUAACAUGGCUACUUUAUUAGCAAUAUACUCGAUUAUAGUGGCCUAGUUCUUUGGGUUUGGAUAAUUCAGAUAUGUUUAUAACAAAAUUAUUGUCUUCUAAAUUUUUGAAAGUUAUUUUGCUCAAGUACUUAACAUAGUUUGGCUCAAGUACUUUGUUUACAGUUUAAAUGGAUAUUAUAGCAUUUAAUAGAAGAAAUGGCUAUGGCUUACUGGAAAAGAAUAUCAGCAUGACUUGGUGUAGACUUAAAAGGAUACAUGUUGUUAAUAUUUUAUAAUGCGGAAUGGUCAUUAAAAUAUUAAGGACUUUAGUAAUUGUAUUUCCUGAAUAAAUGUAUGUUUAUGAAUUUUCUAACUUAUACCUUGUUGUCUCCUCUGCUAACAGUCUGGUUUUAUACUUUUUAUUGUCCGAAAUUUCACUUUUAGUGUUAUUUCAAAGGUCAUGGCAGUCCUGUAAUAGUUAAAUAGUGGAAAAAAACAAAUCACUUGCUCAUAAAUUUUCAAGGGCUUCCGAAAUGAUUUGCAUCUGGACUUAGUUUUUAAAAAUAUUAGCAAGCAGUAUGCAUCUACUUUAAUUCUGUGGUUUGAGGUAAAGAAAAAGAGUGUCCAAAAUGGAUUUAAUACUUUUUUAACAGAUGAUUUCAUUU